Molecule: messenger RNA, 987 nt
Organism: Penicillium pulvis
Lineage: Eukaryota; Fungi; Ascomycota; Eurotiomycetes; Eurotiales; Aspergillaceae
Product: sugar phosphate isomerase/epimerase family protein
Exons: 1
Coding region: 1-987 (328 amino acids)
Source: RefSeq, a predicted model, not a curated record
AUGCUUUCCAACAAAUUGGCCAUCGCAGGCCUAUCCUUGGGCCAACACCCCUCCCAUUCACUCGACCGAAAGAUUACGGCGGCCGCCCAAGCUGGAUACGCAGGCAUAGAGAUUGUGUACCCUGAUUUGCAAACUUAUGCCGAGUCACACAAGCUUUCCAUGUUGGAGGCAGCCGACAAAGUCAGAAAUCUGUGUCAAAAUGCCAAUUUGGAGAUCCUGGCUCUUGCUCCUUUUGAGAACUACGAAGGAGACCGGUCGCCUUUAGCCGAUAGAUUGGAAAAGGCUAAGCGGUGGAUUGCUAUAGCCAGAAUCCUUCGGGCGCCAUAUUUGCAGAUUCCCUCCAACUACCAACCAGACGCGAAUGGCGACGAGAAUGUUAUUAUCUCGGACCUCCAACAACUGGCUGCUAUCGGAGCCGCCGAAGAACCCGUUGUCUCGAUCGCAUAUGAGUUUCUGUCUUGGGGAACUCAUUGUUCCACAUGGGAGACUGCCCUGCGAUACGUGAAUGCGGUGAAUCGACCCAACUUCGGACUGUGUCUGGAUACCUUCCACAUCGGUACAAAAUUGUGGGGUGACCUUUUUGCGCCUUCCGGCAAGUUCCCUGACUCGGAUGCGGCACUCAAGGACUCGCUGGAUCGCUUUACUGCCGAAGUUCCCGUGGACAAAAUAUUCUUUAUGCAGCUAUCCGACGCCGAACGCUUUGACCCUCCUUUCUCCAAAGAUCACCCGUGGUAUGUGGAGGGUGAAGCCCCGCAGUUCAGUUGGUCGAAGCACGGUCGUCCAUUCCCAUACGAGCAUGACCUCGGUGCAUACCUACCUAUGACCGAGAUUGUGAAGGCUUGGAUUGUUGACAUCGGAUUCAAAGGCUGGAUUUCCAUGGAGAUCUUUGACCGAGGAAUGAAAAGUAAGGACAGCAAGCCGGAGGUCGCCGCCUCCAGGGGAAUUGAGUCAUGGAAGACUUUGCAGAAACGACUUGAAGAGUUGUAA